AUGGCAACCAAGAAAGUAGGAUGUAAAUUUUCAAAGAAUGGGCGCAUUAUACAGACAUUUGCUUACGAGAAACACCGACCCACCACAAACAAUUCAGAUGUACUCCAUGAGGAUGAACCGGCGGAGUGGUUGGGACGAGAAGCUAUCAAAUUUCCCGGAGCACGUCGAAGAAGCACUAUUAGGCGUGACAUACGGUCGUACACAUUCGAUGUGGAUUUGGGAUGGACUUCAGCAAAAAAGCAGAGCAAGAAAGCAGCCAUCGAGGAUGGUGAGGCAUCUCAAUGUCGAGGGAACUCGACGUCUCCGGAACUGUAA
Molecule: messenger RNA, 315 nt
Organism: Cylicocyclus nassatus
Lineage: Eukaryota; Metazoa; Nematoda; Chromadorea; Rhabditida; Strongylidae
Source: the annotation of a GenBank genome assembly